CUAAAGAUGCUCUGAACCUGCGCUGCUAUUGGAGGACAGAACAUCUGAAUCCUCUCUCUCUCUCUCUCUCUCUCUCUCCUUUGCUCUCUGUGGCUAUUGACUCUUUCCGCGCUCCGUUUCAGGCGUUCGCGUUAUCUGGUCCCGAUCCAGUCACGGAGACUAUAGCCGCCGUACGACCACUUUGGUUCUGGUCCCGUGGAUCCCAGAGGGAGCCGGACCCCGUGUCUGGGUGUGAGCGCGUCUCAGAUAUGCUGAAUCCAGUGAUUCUGACCAGCACCGAGCACUAAAAGGCUGAACUUUCACAAAGACCUCAAAGUGUGGAGAGGAGCCAGACGAGGACGCAGAGGGGAGGGGGCUCCGCUUCAUAAAGUUAAUUAACAUCAACUAAGUGUAGCUCGGCUACAUUUUUUUUCCUUUGAAGGGUUUCCUCUCCAACCAGCAAAAUUUCGCCCAAAAGCAGACAACAGGAUCAUCCUGCGCUGACGCGGCUGGUCGGCAGGAAGCGGCUGGUUGCGGCGGGGGUCCUGGGGGUCGUUAUGGUUCUGGUUUUGGUCAUCCUCAUCCCGGUUCUGGUCAACUCGGCGGGGACGGCGGCGCACUACGAGAUGCUUGGAACCUGUAGGAUGGUGUGCGACCCGUACGGCACCAAGUCUCCGACCAGCACCGCCACGGCCGACACGGUGCGAGACAACAGCCUCGUGCAGUCUUUGCCCACUUUUAUCCAAGGUCCGAAAGGGGAACCGGGCCGACCGGGAAAGACGGGCGCGAGGGGACCUGUUGGCGAGAGAGGUGAGCCCGGCCCGCCCGGUCCAAUGGGGCCGCCCGGAGAGAAAGGGGAACCGGGCAGACCUGGUUUACCGGGACCACCGGGGUCCAGCGCAGCCGCCGGUGCCAUCAGCGCGGCCACGUACAGCACCGUGCCCAAGAUCGCCUUUUACGCAGGGCUCAAAAAGCAACACGAGGGAUACGAGGUCCUCAAGUUCGAUGACGUCGUGACCAACUUGGGAAACCACUACGACCCGACCACCGGGAAGUUCACGUGCUCCAUCCCUGGGAUUUAUUUCUUCAUUUACCACGUCCUGAUGCGCGGCGGGGACGGAACCAGCAUGUGGGCCGAUCUGUGCAAAAACAACCAGGUGCGUGCCAGCGCCAUCGCUCAGGACGCCGACCAGAACUAUGACUAUGCCAGUAACAGCGCUGUGCUCCAUCUGGAGCCCGGAGACGAGGUCUACAUCAAACUAGACGGAGGCAAAGCUCACGGAGGCAACAACAACAAGUACAGCACCUUCUCUGGGUUCAUCAUCUAUGCCGACUAAGCACACGCCGGAGCCCCGGGCCCGGUUCUUGUCCAGAUCUUCCCUCUACGGAGAUGCUUAGACUAAUCACUUUUAAACCUGUGUGGGAAAACUACGAAUCGGUAGCCAUCGUGUCCCGUGCGUUAUUUUGUUUUGCAACAUGAUUUCAACCGUCGCUGUCCUCAGUCAAAGGGACUUUGGAGAACCAGCACCAAUAAAAUGGCUGAGCUGUCAGAGUCCGGGAUCAAACUACACGCACUCGUUAAAUUAUUUCAUCCCACUUGAACUCACUACUGGCGUCUCUGUGUUUGUGCAGUGAGGUGUGUGAUGGUGUCGAUGGGAGGAGUUGUGCGUUUGUGUGUGUUUUAAUGAGGGUAGAAUUGGGUAAAUCUGAUUGGGCAACAAGCUGCCGAUCAUUAAAUCAAAAUGGAGAAGGGGGUAUGUUUGUAUUAACAAACAUGCAGCAGCUACUGGUUGAGUCCUGUCUUCUAAAAAUUAACAUUUGUCUGUGAGUAUAUGUUAAAACAUAAAUGACAAUGAUCUUCGCACCUUUAAUCGUAACACAUAAUAAACCCGAGUGCAUGUAACAGGCAGAGGAGUCCGUUUUAGUAUGUUCCUCAUUAAACCGUGAUCACAUUUGCGGUUGAGUUGCAUGCAAGUGUAAUUUCUGGAAGACACGCUUCAGUGAAAAGCUGCCACUUACUGUCAGGUUUCUGACACUGGGAGGAUUUUGUGCAAUAUCUACUGUAUAAUAUUAAAAUAUUAGAUGCGUGUUUUUUCCCCUCCUUUUUAUGAUGAGAAGAGAGUAAGAAGACGUGUAUUGACAUGAAUACUUGAAUCAUUUAUUUUAAUUAUAUGUAACUUUAAAUAGCAUUUUGCACAAUAAGACUACGAUAGAUUAUUUUCUCACUGUCACACGCUUUUAAUGUUAGUUUUUAUUUGAGGAUGUGUUGAUUCCACGUUGCCCCAGAGUCUAUUCUGUGUUUAUAUUUGAAAUGUUAAGUUUUAAACUUUGAGCAUGUUAUGUGACUGUAACUGAGGCCCCGAUGAGUGUUUUUUUUUUCAUGACAUGGAAAGAAAAGAUAAAGGAAGACGCUGACCCAGAUGUGAAACUGGGCUAAAAGUGGGGAUCUGUCCCGGCUCACACUUCACAUGAUGACAAGCGGUAAACAAAUGUGUCUUCGCUUGAAUAAUGAAGGGAUCUGCGCACCGAGCACUUCACCUAGAUGGAGAAACGGUGCGGCGUUUGGAAAAACUCAGGCGAGGUCGCAUCUCCGAGAGGUUUAAAAGAGCAGAGGAACAUUGCUCGACUGUGAGCAGACAGUCUGGUCGAGUGAAGUAGCCAAAGGCAGCAGCUUCAGUCAUUAUGCUGAUUGACUUACCUUAUUUUUUUUUAUCAAGAUGAAUUCUUUGCACAUGCUCACAUUUGACACAUUUUUUUUUUAAAUCGCUGACGACAAAAAAACUAUUUAGUGUAAUGGACACGUUAUAAAUGAACAAAUGUGGCACAUACACAGAACACAUACUGUAGCUGAUGACGUUGUGUGAGGUUUGUGUUGUUUGACCUUGGCAUCCAUGAGUCACGUACUGUACAUUAUUAUAUGUGGAGAUGAAGUUUAGAUGGUUAAGGAGGUUCCUGUUUUACUAAGGUGCCGUGAAUGCACCAUGCUUGUUUGCCGUUAGCUGCAUCUGUUCAUUUGCUAAAUUUUGUUAAGAAUAUUUCAUAAAUAUUAAAAUUUGAGUUUCUGCACACGACAUCUCGAGGAAUAUGGCGCUUUGAGAGGGUUUUGUACCAUUCUCACUGCUCGCAUCUCAGCCUCGGUUCUCGCUCAUCGUACCUCAGCCUCGACAAACCUUCAUCCUUUUUCUGGGUCUAGUGAUGAAUAAUAUCAUGCUCCCUUCAGAAUCAUCACGCCAUGGCGCCAUGUCAGCAUGGAGCUACAGCAUCAGUAUCACUGUGGCGCUGGCGGUAGCAGGCAGCCACAGCCCCAGAGAGUUGCCUCACUUUGUUACCUCUGGUGGUUUGCAUCUUAGGGGAAGGCAUAUAUCGGUGGUUUUCCUCAUCUAUAUACAGUAUAUAUACAUAUUUAAAGUGUGAAGUUGUAACAAAAGUGUAAAAUAUCUCAAUCUGAACCGGAUGGACUAUGCAGAAGAAGCACACAAUACCAAUUUAUUAAUGUGAAGUGUUGUGAUUUUGAAGAACGGAUGACGUGGAUGGAGUCAUGUAAAUACUGUAGUACUGUUGUACAUAGAGCUGGAAGAUGGCGGAGGAAGUGUCUGUAACGAUCGACAUCAUUAGUCAGCGCAUCGCCUCAGUAACCACUGACUGUCUUGACGUUCUAGCCUUAAAGUACUGGUGUAUUGGUGUCGAAGGCUGAUGUGUGGUAGAUGCGGUUUCAGGUGUGUGUGUGCAAUACUAUCCAAAUGUAGCACUUUGUCUGACAACACUCACUUGUGUACUAAUAUCUAAACAAUGUCUUCAUUAAACGGACAUUCAUGA
Messenger RNA from Betta splendens (Siamese fighting fish), 3795 nucleotides. RefSeq names its product complement component 1, q subcomponent-like 3a (gene c1ql3a). The record is from RefSeq and is a predicted model, not a curated record. NCBI's taxonomy places the organism in Eukaryota, Metazoa, Chordata, Actinopteri, Anabantiformes, Osphronemidae. The transcript has 2 exons. Bases 537 to 1316 code for a protein of 259 amino acids. Gene Ontology annotation, molecular function: protein binding.